AUGCCGACAUGGGGGAUUCUGCUUGUUGACUUUCUCUGGAUAACCUCCCAGGUAUCCUCCCUCCUCGCUCGCCGUACCCUCGCAACCGUCAACGUCAACACCGCCUCCUCCUCCUACAUCCCAGACAUCGCCGCCCGCACACCUCCCUACCCCAAACUUCUUAAAUGCCUCGAGAGCGUCCGCCACUGCCUCAAUCCCUCCCGCCAACUCACGCUCGCCGAAAAGAUCCUGUACUCGCAUCUCGCCAACCCCGCCGAGGCCCUCCUUUCCAACACCGACAACGGGCUCAACAUCCGCGGCAAUGCAAACCUCAAGCUUAAGCCCGACCGCGUCGCCAUGCAGGACGCAUCAGCCCAGAUGGCCCUGCUGCAGUUCAUGACCUGCAACCUGCCGUCGACGGCCGUGCCGGCGAGCAUACACUGCGACCACAUGAUUGUAGGCGAGCGAGGCGCCGACGUGGAUCUGCCCGAGUCAAUCAAGGGCAAUAAGGAGGUCUUUGAGUUUCUCGAGUCCGCGGCGAAGAAGUACGGCAUUGAGUUCUGGCCGCCCGGAGCGGGUAUUAUUCAUCAGACCGUGCUGGAGAACUACUCUGCGCCCGGCCUCAUGAUGCUCGGCACCGACAGCCACACGCCGAAUGCUGGUGGGCUGGGAGCAAUCGCAAUCGGCGUGGGUGGUGCCGACGCGGUAGACGCCCUCGUCGAUGCGCCGUGGGAAUUGAAGGCUCCGAAGAUUCUGGGGGUGAGGCUGGAAGGCCAGCUGAGCGGUUGGGCGUCGCCGAAGGAUGUCAUUCUCGCUCUGGCGGGCAAGUUGACGGUCAGAGGAGGAACGGGCUUUAUCAUCGAGUACCAUGGACCGGGCGUAGACUCGUUGAGCUGCACAGGCAUGGCGACUAUAUGUAACAUGGGGGCUGAGGUUGGGGCUACGACGUCCGUGUUCCCAUUCUCGCAUAGACAUAUUCCGUAUCUGGAGUCUACGCACCGAGCAUCCAUUGCUGCCCAGGCCCAGUCUAUUGCGAACUCGAAACCUUUCUUGAACUUGCUGAGAGCGGACGAGGGGUGCGAGUAUGAUGAUUUGAUUACUAUCAAUCUUUCUACGCUGGAACCCCAUGUAAAUGGGCCCAACACCCCAGAUUUGUCGACGCCGUUGUCCGUUUUUGCGCAGGCUGUCAAGACGAAUAACUGGCCGCAGACUGUUUCUGCUGGCCUCAUAGGCAGUUGCACGAAUAGCUCGUAUCAGGAUAUGACGAGAGCGGAGGAUUUGGUCAAGCAAGCCACCGCUGCUGGGUUGAAGCCUGCGACGGAUUUCUUCAUUACGCCUGGUAGCGAGCAGAUUAGAGCUACUCUUGACCGGGACAAUACCAUUUCGACCUUUGAGGAAGCUGGUGGUAUUGUCCUUGCCAAUGCUUGUGGUCCUUGUAUCGGCCAAUGGUCUCGUACCGACGGCGUGGAGAAAGGCGACAGCAACGCCAUCUUCACCUCUUACAACCGUAACUUCCGCGGCCGCAAUGACGGCAAUCCCCAAACUAUGAACUUUCUUGCCUCCCCCGAAAUCGUCACUGCAAUGUCAUAUGCGGGCUCGACCUCCUUCAACCCUCUCACAGACACCAUAACCACACCAUCCGGUACCCCCUUCCGCUUUUCUCCUCCAACUGGCUCCGAACUCCCAGAAAACGGGUUCGAGGCCGGCAAUCCGGCUUUCCUCCCUACCUCAGGCGCUCCCUCGCCUCAAACCGAAGUCGUCGUUUCUCCCACAUCGGACCGUCUCGCCCUCCUUGAACCCUUCGCCCCCUUCCCCUCCUCCGAACUCAAAGGUUUAAAAGUUCUUUACAAAGUGACAGGAAAGUGCACCACAGAUACCAUUUCCGCCGCCGGUCCGUGGCUGAAAUACAAAGGCCACUUGCCCAAUAUCUCAGCCAACACUUUGAUUGGUGCCACGAACGCUGCGACAGGUGAGGUGAACGUCGCCUACGAUUUCGACGGCAGCACAUCUGGCAUCCCUGAACUGGCACAGAAGUGGAAGGAGCAAAAUAUCGAAUGGCUGGUAGUAGCAGAAGACAACUACGGCGAGGGCUCUGCCCGCGAACACGCCGCUCUCCAACCCCGCUACCUGGGCGGCCGCGUUAUUCUCGCCAAGAGCUUUGCUCGAAUCCACGAGACGAACCUGAAGAAGCAGGGUGUGGUGCCGCUGACAUUCGCUAAUGGCGACGACUACGCGCGGAUCGAGGCGUGCGAUGAAGUUGAGACGGUCGGCUUGUACGAAGUGUUGCAGAAUGGUGGGGAGGGUGAGGUGAGACUGAGAGUCACGAAGAGGAAUGGGGACGAGGUCAUGUUGAGGACGAAGCAUACGCUUAGUAAAGACCAGUGCGGGUUCAUCCUGGCGGGAAGCGCGCUGAAUCUCUUGGCUGGGAUGAGUAAGGCAUAG
Messenger RNA from Drepanopeziza brunnea f. sp. 'multigermtubi' MB_m1, 2421 nucleotides. NCBI's taxonomy places the organism in Eukaryota, Fungi, Ascomycota, Leotiomycetes, Helotiales, Drepanopezizaceae. The record is from RefSeq and is a predicted model, not a curated record.